Talaromyces atroroseus is the source of this 1125-nucleotide messenger RNA. RefSeq lists its product as hypothetical. Gene Ontology annotation, molecular function: phosphatase activity. Bases 1 to 1125 code for a protein of 374 amino acids. Gene Ontology annotation, cellular component: cytoplasm. The transcript is spliced from 3 exons. The record is from RefSeq and is a predicted model, not a curated record. Lineage: Eukaryota; Fungi; Ascomycota; Eurotiomycetes; Eurotiales; Trichocomaceae.
AUGAAGCUUUCCGCAAUCGUUGCCAUCUUUGGCCUUGCAGCCUUCGCCAAUGCCUCGUAUAUUAAUUAUACCACUGUAACUGGGUACUUUUUGCAAGAUGAAGGCUCUACAAAUGCUACAGAAUUUAUUUACUACGAAGAGAAUUUUGGCCUCAUCAACCGCACUUAUCCGGGCGAAGAGGAUAGCUGUGUCUUGAAAGGCAUGUCACAAUGGCAAAGAUUCUAUGAGGAGGUGAUUCGUUUAAACCGACAAGCCCCUCCCAAUGUUCAAUACAAGGUAUUCUUCUUCGGAAGACAUGGUGAUGGAUAUCACAAUGCCGCACAAACAUAUUAUGGUACUCCGGCAUGGAAUUGUUACUGGGCCGAACUUGAUGGCAAUGGCACUACAACCUGGCGUGACGCAGCCCUCACUCCCGCUGGAAUUGAUCAAGCUGAAACGGCGCACAACUUUUGGCAGGAACUCAUCAACGAGCAAAGCAUCCAUACUCCAGAUGCGUAUUUUACUUCACCGCUCACCCGCUGUCUCCAGACAGCCAACUACACUUUCAACGGACUCGAUUUCCCUCAAUCCAGCGCAGAGUUCAAGCCUACGAUCAAGGAACUUCUCCGCGAGGGCAUAAGCAUCCACACAUGUGACAGUCGUAGCAACGAAUCAUAUAUCCACAACUUGGUUCCAGAUUGGACUAUUGAGUACGGAUUUACUGAGUACGACGAGCUCUGGAAUGGUGUGACAGGCGAAACUAGCGACGCAGAAGCCGUUCGGUCCAAAAAGGUCCUCGACGAGAUGUUCAGGGAGCUUGGAAGUGACAAAAACGAAAAUCUCUUCGUAUCUGUGACAAGCCACUCAGGCCAGAUUGGUUCUAUGCUGAGUGUUUUGGGUCACCGAUCAUUCAGUCUUAAUACUGGCGCCGUGAUCCCCGUCCUUAUCAAGGCCGAGACGCUACAGGAGACUGUCGCAACCACAUGUUUCACUUGGUCAACAAGCGCACACUGUACUGCUCCACCUGCUACUUCUGUUGCAAGUUGCGUUUGUGCUUCUUCGACUCCAGCAAUAACAACACCUUUGGUAACAGUUACCUCGGAGCCACCUACGAUAACUGCACCGGUCUGUUACAAUUUGUGUUAA